AUGAUGAUUGAAGUAGCUACACCUGCAAAUACAACUUCAUCAGAUUCUACACCUGCGAAUACAACUUCGUCGGACUCUACACCUGCAGAUACAACUUCAUCAGACUCAACACGAUUGAAAGAGGUUAGAGAAUCACUUGGCCAAUAUUUUGGACUAUUGUUUGCAAUAAUCGGAGUUGCGUCAAGGUAUACAACAAACAACGAAAAGUCUCUACUAAUUAUGGUUCUGGCUUUCAUGGUUACUCUUUACUUCAUGGUUUUGGUGAUUGUCAAAGCGUUGCAGCUUCAUGUUCCAUUCAUGAUCUUGGUUAAUCUUUUUCUUUUUCUUGGAGCUCUUAUUUCACUUUUAGGUUUGAUGAUUAUUUCGCGUAUAAUUGGUUGGAUUUAUUUGACCUUGUGGAUCUUCUUGGUCGUUGGUUUGGUGUGCUAUAAAAAUGGAAAAGAGAUAUAUCAAAUGAUUUCAACAAGGAUACAAAAAUUGUUUCCCAAAGGAAAUGUUGAAAUUUCAGAUCACCAUUUGGAGUCAUCCGGAGUUAAGAGGCUUCCGAUCUAG
This is a messenger RNA of Lathyrus sativus (Indian pea), 552 nucleotides long. Lineage: Eukaryota; Viridiplantae; Streptophyta; Magnoliopsida; Fabales; Fabaceae. The record is from the annotation of a GenBank genome assembly.